Molecule: messenger RNA, 1239 nt
Organism: Penicillium lagena
Lineage: Eukaryota; Fungi; Ascomycota; Eurotiomycetes; Eurotiales; Aspergillaceae
Exons: 4
Coding region: 1-1239 (412 amino acids)
Biological process (GO): polyketide metabolic process
Source: RefSeq, a predicted model, not a curated record
AUGGCUGAGAAUUCCCAGCUGCCCUCGGCCAUCCCAGUGGAACUAGCAGUGAAUGUCACUUUGCAACCGCCACUCUCGCGAUGUGGGCAUGGCCCGGGCCUAAUUCUUCUACGUCCGGCAUGCUAUGCGGGCUGUCAGCAAGACAACAAAAGUCUUGAUCCCGAGCCGCUGCAAAAGUGGGCAGAAGAAAGCUUUGCAGUGGUGCAGAUUACUGUCGAUGUGCAGUCUAGCAAGGACCUGGCCACUCUGUUGGCUUUGAUCAAAACAGCCAAGGACGGACUCGCCGCCCUCCCCGAGUGUGAUCCGGGCAAAUUCGGGCUGAUUGUGUAUGGCUCGAAAAGUGACUAUGAUCCAGAAUUUGAGGAAGGGUUGUGUGAGAUCUUGGCUGUCGACAACCCGGAGUCGGCCGUCUACUUUGACUCGUGGAAUACCCCCGAUCGCCCGAUGUCGAUGCUGCAUGCCUCAUUGCCCGUGGAAGACCCGCCUCAGAGCGACAAAACUCAGGUUGUCCAUGUAUAUCCCGAUAUCUCUUCUCCUGCCUUCACGAUCCCCGGCCAUCCAAAGUUCAAGAUCUCGACCGCAGGAGUUGCCCACACGCGGAGCGUGGCAUUUAUCAAGAAACAUCUGAACGGGCCAUAUUUUGACCUUGAAAAGAUUUGGGAUGAGCAUACCUACUAUGAAUUUGGCGACCGUUCUGUCGAAAAGACGAUGGCUACCAUGGUGCAGGAGCCUUACGUGAAUCAUGUUCCCACGUUGACUGGUGGAAUUGGACGAGCACGGCUAAGCCAUUUCUAUCUGAACCACUUCAUCUUUGCCAAUCCGGACGACACGACUCUAGAACUCAUUAGCCGGACGGUGGGUUCCGACCGCAUUGUGGACGAGUUUAUCUGCUGCUUAACUCAUGACAAGCAUAUUCCUUGGCUUAUCCCGGGGAUUCCACCGACGGGCAAACCUCUUCGGAUUCCCUUCACGUCUGUAGUCAACAUUCGAGGAGACCGGCUCUACCACGAGCAUAUUGCAUGGGACCAAGCAACUGUUCUGGUUCAGUUAGGACUGAUGCCCGAGUACCUUCCCUUCCCUUACGCUCUCCCAGAUGGAAAGCUACCAGCACCUGGGAACCGAUUUGAGUACCGCGUGCCAGCAGCAGGUGUGGAAUCCGCUCAGAAGCUAGAGAAUGAGUAUGAAGUGCCAUCGAACGAGAUGUUCGCAUAUAAGAUUCGGGAAGUGAUGGACCGUUAG